Molecule: messenger RNA, 2383 nt
Organism: Cicer arietinum (chickpea)
Lineage: Eukaryota; Viridiplantae; Streptophyta; Magnoliopsida; Fabales; Fabaceae
Product: UTP:RNA uridylyltransferase 1
Molecular function (GO): RNA uridylyltransferase activity
Source: RefSeq, a predicted model, not a curated record
AUUCUUUGAAGUACUAAGUUUCUCUUUGUCUCUCUGUUUCUCUGUCUCCCUGUCUCUCUCUCUAACGCAAACUAAAACUCACUGCCACUCCAUUCCUGCAGCCAUGAACGGCGAUGGAGGAAACUUCCCACCGCCGCAAUCCAACGGCGGUGAUUUUCUCCUCUCCCUUCUUCAAAAACCUCACCUUCAACCAUCCCAACCCCCAACCAUCCCACCUCUACAAUCUCUUACAAUAGAUCCCGCCGUUGCCAUGAUGGGCCCCACAAUCCCCAUCUCCACAUCUCCAUAUCUAACCAACGGUCACGAUCAUCCCAACCUUAACUAUCUCCCUCACCACCCUCACCCUAAUUUUCCACCAUGGUCCCACACACCUUCUCCAUACACGCAAAACAUAUUCGGGUUAACCCAUAACCCGUUUUCCCUCCCUCAAAUACCCGAAACUCAUUACCCUAACACCAAUCCACUUCACUUCAACAACGGUGUUUCCCUCGCCGAAGAUUUAAGAAGAUUAGGGUUUCCUAUUGAAGGAAACAACAAUAGCAACAGUGUUAAUUCCUUCAUUCACCAACAACAACAGCAACACCAAUUGAAUGAAUUGAAGUUACAGUUUGGAUCUUUACCCACUGUUUCGUUUGCUAAUUCCUCUCCAGUGCCUUCCAAUGGAAACUACAAUGGUUUUGAUAGGAAUAAUAAUAAUCAAAAUCACAAUCAUAAUCAUGAUGCUGUUGAUUAUGAAAGAAGAGGGGUUAUUGGGAAUUUUAGGUCAACUGGAAUAUCCACUGAACAAAUUAGGGUUCCACCUAGGUUUGUGAACGAUACAAGAGGAAAGGGUUAUUGGGGUUCUGAGGUUGGUGAAGUUGAAUUGAAUGGUAGGAAUGAGAAUUUGUUUAGGGAAAAUGUAAGAAUUGGGUUUGGUGAAAGGAGCAACAAUUCUAGAGGCAAUGUGGGUGGUGGACAUGAAUUGAGGCUUCCUGAUCAGAUUGAUCAUCCUGGUCCACCGUCCGGGAGUAAGCUUCAUUCUGAUGUUGUUGUUGAUGAUGAUAUUGAUGCUGUUGGAGAACAGUUAGCUGAUUCGUUGUUGCUUGAGGAUGAGCUUGAUGACAAGAGUAGUAACUCUAGGAGGCGCCGCGGACCUAGGGAUAAGGAUGCGAGAUCAUCAGACUCGAGAGGAACACAGUUGCUAAGCCAGCGGGCAAGAUCGUAUAAAAGACAAAUGAUGUGCCGCAGGGACAUAGAUAAUCUUAGUGUUCCUUUCCUUGCAAUAUAUGAGUCUUUAAUACCACCGCAAGAAGAAAAGCUGAAGCAGAAACAAUUGUUAGCGUUAUUGGAGAAGUUAGUUUGCAAGGAGUGGCCAAUGGCUCGGCUUUAUCUCUAUGGAUCAUGUGCUAAUUCAUUCGGUGUUUCUAAAAGUGACAUUGAUGUUUGCCUUGCUAUUCAGGAAGCUGACAUGGACAAAUCUAAGAUAAUAAUGAAAUUGGCUGAUAUUUUGCAAUCAGAUAACCUCCAGAAUGUUCAGGCAUUGACACGAGCAAGGGUUCCUAUAGUAAAGCUCAUGGAUCCAGUUACAGGAAUCUCUUGUGACAUAUGCAUCAACAAUCUCCUUGCUGUUGUAAAUACAAAGCUUCUUCGGGAUUAUGCACACAUUGAUGCAAGGUUGCGACAGCUGGCUUUUAUCAUUAAACAUUGGGCAAAGUCAAGAGGUGUCAAUGAAACUUACCAUGGGACCUUAUCUAGCUAUGCGUAUGUUUUGAUGUGCAUUCAUUUCUUACAACAGCGACAACCUGCUAUCCUUCCAUGUUUACAGGGGAUGAAGACAACAUACUCUGUGACUGUAGACAAUGUUGAUUGUGCAUUCUUUGACCAAGUUGAAAAACUUGGUGAAUUCGGCCGACACAACAAGGAAAGCAUUGCUCAUCUUGUGUGGGGAUUUUUCUAUUAUUGGGCAUAUUGUCAUGAUUAUGCAAAUUCUGUUAUAUCUGUUCGCACAGGAAGCACAAUUAGCAAGCGAGAUAAGGAUUGGACAAGAAGGGUUGGCAACGAUCGCCAUUUGAUAUGUAUUGAAGAUCCUUUUGAAACAUCUCACGAUCUGGGUCGAGUGGUAGAUAAACACAGCAUCAAAGUUCUCAGAGAAGAGUUUGAACGUGCUGCUGAUAUUAUGCAAUUUGAUCCAAAUCCAUGCAAUAAACUUUUUGAGCCUUAUGUACGUAGUUGAUUGACAAGUUGUUUUUGAACUUAGAUUUUUAGGGGAAGUAAUGAAACACUUUGGCUUGUAAAGUUUCUUUUGCCACAUAUUUAAUAUAAUUAACCUUCUUUAUGUUCAUGUGUAUUUAUGAACGUGUUAAAUUUAAUUUCAAUGUAAAGAGCUUUUGAUCUUGAUCUUUUA